AUGGGAAGCGAGUGCAAGGGCCACCAGCCGCAGGACGACGGCGGCGUGGCGCCGUUCGUGGCCAAGACGUUCCACAUGGUGAGCGACCCGGCCACGGACGCCGUGGUGUGCUGGGGCGGCGCCAGCAACACGUUCCUCGUCCUCGACCCCGCCGCCUUCUCCGACUUCCUCCUCCCCUCCUACUUCAAGCACCGCAACUUCGCCAGCUUCGUCCGCCAGCUCAACACCUACGGUUUUCGCAAGGUUGACCCGGACGUGUGGGAGUUCGCGCACGAGUCGUUCCUGCGCGGCCAGGCCAAGCUGCUGCCGCUGAUCGUGCGCAAGAAGAAGAGGGCCGGGAGGGAGCUGUGCGAGGAGGAGGAGGAGGUGCGGGGGACGAUCCAGGCGGUGCAGAGGCUGCGGGACGAGCGGAGGGGCAUGGAGGAGGAGCUGCAGGACAUGGACCGCAGGCUCUGUGCGGCGGAGAACCGGCCGGGCCAGAUGAUGGCCUUCCUCGGCAAGCUCGCCGACGACCCGGGCGUGGUGCUGCGCGCCAUGGUCGCCAAGAAGGAGGAGCUGGCUGCAGCCGGUGCCGGUGGCAAGGAUUCAAGCCCGGAUAAGAGGCGGCGGAUCGGGGCCGACGCCGGACGCGGAGCUGACGCUGCGGAUCAGGCGGCCCAGAGCAGGGCCGUGCCGUUCCCCUUCUCUAAUCUGGGACAGGUGUUCUACUGA
Molecule: messenger RNA, 711 nt
Organism: Triticum turgidum subsp. durum (durum wheat)
Lineage: Eukaryota; Viridiplantae; Streptophyta; Magnoliopsida; Poales; Poaceae
Source: the annotation of a GenBank genome assembly